AUGGUAGAAUGUAUAAAAAAUUUGCUUGUAAAUAAAAAGAUAUUUCUGAGCAUAAUUUUAGAAAUUUUUAUUAAAUUUUACAAAUAAAUAUUGUCUAUUUUGGUUGAUUUUUUAAUAUAAAAUAUAUAUAUUAUGAGUUCUACUUUAACAAAUAAUAAAAAAGUGGCUCUGCCUUAAUUCGCUGUGUAAGUUAGAAAUGAAAAAUUAGAGAAUGUUUUUGAGUGCAUCAUUUGCAAAUAGAUUAGCAAAACAAUUCCAUUAUUUUAGCGUCAUUUGACAGAAGAAAGACAUUUAUAAGCCUUAGAAAAGAUUAAGGAAGCUGCUUAAAAAAAGAAAGAAACAUAACAAUUAUAGCUUAAAAGAGCUGCAUUAGAAGAUCAAGAAGAAGUAGCAGAAAAGUUGAGAAAAGAAGAAGAGGAGGAACUAAAAAGAAUCGAAGAAAUAGAGAGAUAAGAGGCUUUAGCAAGAAUGGAAGAAUUCAGAAAAUUAAAAUAGGAGGUUUAGAAAGAAUUGGAAGAGUCAGAAAAAAUAAAAUAAUAAUAAUUGAUAGAAAUAUAAAAUAAAAUUUAAAGUGAAAAAUAAAAUGAUUUAGAAAAUGAUGAUGAAAAUUAAGAAAGUGAAAGUUAAUCCUAAAGCCCAAGCAAUUAAGACAAAGGAGAUGAAGAGUUCAAAUAAAAUGAUAAAAAAGAAAACGAAAAUGAUGAAUAAAAUAUUGAUAAAACAAAAAUAGAUGAGGAUGAGGAAGAUAAUCCAUUAAAUAAGGAAGAGUUAGAAUAAUUUAAAAAAGAUUUGUAAAAUGAAGAAGAAGAUGAAGUUAUUUAAAAUGCAAGAAGCUUAAUCGAUAAGAUUAAAAAUAGAAAAAAACUAAAAAAAUGA
Molecule: messenger RNA, 876 nt
Organism: Tetrahymena thermophila SB210
Lineage: Eukaryota; Ciliophora; Oligohymenophorea; Hymenostomatida; Tetrahymenidae
Product: C2H2 type zinc-finger protein
Exons: 5
Source: RefSeq, a predicted model, not a curated record